UAUAAGUUUCAACAGAGUUAAUUUAGUCAUCAUCAACAAAGCCAACUAGUCACUGGAAUGAUCAACGAAGGUAUUGCUUCAGAACGAUUCGGACCUCGAGCUCAAGGGCAGACCGAACCCAAUAGUGCUAAUUAUCUAGGGACAGAACACCAAAUAUAUUAUAAGUACAAGAGAAGAAGAUUUGGUAGCUCUAAGAUGCAAGAAUCAUCUCCUCCGGGCUUAAGAAGAUGGGAAGAUUUAGAUAUUAAUAUACUCAAGAAUAUAUUUAGAAGCAUAGACAUCCAAGAGUUGGCUCUUUGUGUCUCUCCAGUGUGCUAUUCGUGGAGAUUAGCUUGUUGGGAUGUCUUGUUUUGGGGAAAAAAUUUGCUUGAUUUCAGUCUUAUCAAGGCUUCUGCAAUUCCAGAAUAUGUUGGUGUGGAGGAGGGAUUAAUCUCUGAGAAUAUUGAGCUCAAAGAUGAGAAUUUAAGGGAGCCUUUGCAGAUGAUAUUGAAUGGUAAGGAUGCAUACGGAUUUCCUUUGGAGAAUUGGAGAUUGUCUAUCGAGAGUAUCAUAAUUCCUGAAGAUGUUGCCAUUUCAGAUGAAACUCUUCUUCAUCUCGCGAAUAGAACACCUAAUCUUGAAAGCUUAGCUCUAUUCAGCUCAUCAAGGAUAACAGUAGGAGGCUUCAUAAAAGCAAUACAGAGCUGGAAAAAUGUUAAACAUAUGAAUUUUGGAGAAUCCCGAGGCAUUAACGAUGGUGCAUUUUUUACUGAAAUUGUAAAAGAGAUGGGGAAAAAUUGCCCUGAUCUUAAAACACUAUUUUUAUCAUACUCUGUUGUGGGCAUGGAAUUAAAGGCAAGUAAUGCACAAGCUAUGAUUAAAAACAUGCCCAAAUUGAAGGUACUAAAGUUUGAUUAUGCUGAUUUGUAUAGAGAGGGUAUUGGUAUUCUCUUUUUCAACUACCUUCAGUUGGAAGCAGUCCAUUUUUAUGAAUGUUGCUUGAUGGAGGAGACCGCAUCGGAGAUACCUGGUAUGAGUUUCACCAUAAGAUUUAUACAAUUAGAGGAGAAGAAAUGGGUUAUUGAACUUGGUGGAGAGGAAGAUGGAAGUGAUUUAGAGCCUGAAGUAAGCAGUCAAUUUAAUUUGUGGAUGCGAGGACCAUUGACAAUAUUUGAUGAUGAUGGUUAUAUCUAUAUUGACUAUGGAACAAGCAAAUGUACUAUGGCUAGACAUCAUAGAUGAUUCUAUGUAAAUAUGGAUAUGGAU
Molecule: messenger RNA, 1245 nt
Organism: Pistacia vera
Lineage: Eukaryota; Viridiplantae; Streptophyta; Magnoliopsida; Sapindales; Anacardiaceae
Product: F-box/LRR-repeat protein At3g48880-like
Exons: 3
Coding region: 58-1221 (387 amino acids)
Molecular function (GO): protein binding
Source: RefSeq, a predicted model, not a curated record